AUAGCGCCCAUCCCGCCCACCGAAAGCCACAUAUAGUACACAUAGUGUGGCGGAUAAGGAAAAAAAGAAAGAUAGAUACAAACACACUCACGCGCAAGGAUAACAUUAUGUGGAGCGGUAAUGCGGAGUGGUGGAGUGGCGAGGGUUCGCGGUCGGGUUCGGGGGUAGAACGAAAAAAUACCGCGCCAAAUUAUAUUAUAAUUAUAUUUAAAAUGCUGCCGACGGCCCCGCCUGCCAGCCACGCCCCCUUCCUGCCUGUGUCCGCGGAAGUGGAGGCAGCCAAGUAGAAAAAAUUACUAAUAAUUUUGACGAAAAACGAAAAAGCGCCGGCUACAAUUUCUCCGAGUAUACAUAUACUCGUGUGCAGAGCGUACGGCGAGGACAAAAAAGCCAACCAUAUCCGGACUCCUCGUUCCUUGGCAGGCGCAAUACCCUUGCCCGGAUUAUCGGAUUAUCGAUCUCAUUGUGUGAUGCCCACAUCGGAGUGCGUAUUCCUGGCGCUUAGCUAGCAACCGAAACCAUGAAACAAUCAAACUAUGAUCCAUUGCCACAUUGCCAGUUCUGGAAGGCGCAGAAGGGACACGAAUGGAUGAAAAUCAAAUGAGGCAAGACCUUCUAACUGGGCAUAUAAUAUAAUCAAGCGGCGACAAUGACAGUGGCGUCGGAAGGGGUAGUAACAGUAACAGUGGCAGGCGAAUAAAUUUCAAGCGCUUCGGGAACACGUAUCACGUAUACGCGAUGUGUAACACGGCUGCCGCAGUGCAGCCAAACAAACGUUUAAACGAGCUGGCCCCGGGCGGAGCAGGGUGGCAGAGGGGGGGAUUAGGAGGUCCUGGCCACCAGCCAAAACUGAUGCUAACUAUAAUUUGCACUGUUUGUUGUUGCCAGUGUUUUAAUUUCAUUUGCCUACCCUGCAAUCCCUCGGUGAUUCACGACUUUUCCACGUUGGCCAGCCGCGCUAUUCCGAGGUACUUCCAAAUCGAAGCCCCCAAUCCGGCAGUCGCUCACUCGAUUCGUGCCGCUUUGUUGGCUUAAUUUCGGCGUUUUUCUCGCUUUUUGCAAGUAAUUUAUGUAUUUAUUAUUUUUUAUAAGUCGUAUUUAGUUUGCAGGAGGAGCGCAGCUCGCUCGCUCGCUCGCUCGCUCGCAUGUGUGCAAUUCAUUGCACUCGGUUUGCUUUUGGUUUCGCUAGCGCCCUGCGCUCCAUUUUCGGUUUGGUAUUUAGACAAAAACCCAAUUGCGGCGCUAACUGGCUUUGGCAUAGACAAUAUGGCUAUGGCAAUGGAUAUGGAUGGCAUGCCUGAAUUUAUUACAAAUGCAAUUUGUUCGAUUUAUCCUUGCAGGCUAACCGGAGGCAGCGCCCCCAAGCCAAAGAGGAUCACACUGGCAGAUUUGCGAAUAUGGAGGAUUCGGAGGAUUGGAGGAGGAGCCCCAGUGCGGGUAAUUCAAUCAGGAAUUGGGUUCGCUCUGGCCACAUCCACUGAUCACGUCUUAGGCAGCUGCGGAUCACGGAUGGACGAUCGCAGAUCCGGAGAUUAAUCAUCCAGAUGGAAACUGAAGCUGGAAAGCAUCUCCGGUGCGGAAGUAGCUCACGUUGCUCUCCGUCACCCUCAACUCCAUUUAGUCAUGCAUCUUACGGCGGGCACGGCCGUGAUACGGUGGCCCGCGCUCCCCGGCGGAGACUCUCUUCCGGUCCGCGGUCACGUGGGGAGAGCGCUCUGCGCUGUGCACUCUGCAUUCUAGCCGCUGCACCGUUAGCCAAGAUUUGUUGUGGUCUCUUUAGGGGGAACCCAAGAUCUUCGUACUUAAAUCACGCGGCGCUCAAUUGGCAUUCGAGUUAUGCAACAUUCUCGGAAGCGAGCGCACCCAGCGACCUUUUAAGCGCGUCUGCCCUGCUCCAAGUCACCACUGCCACUCCAGAGCUGACCGCGGUCGCAACCAAGGUUCCACGAAAAGCAGGCACACUAAGGAUACGAGCCCUUUAGAGUCAACUCCAUCAGAUGAACCCAGGAUCACGAGGACAAACUAGUUCCAGUCAAGUAUCAAGUCAUCUGAAGUAGAGUGCCACCAUGACGCACUGCCUUUGGUCGACACUGCUGGGCCUGCUGUCCGUGCUCUCCACGGCCACCAGUCGCUCGGUGCGGCAACUACCAAGCGCAUAUCCACCGGUGCUGCCCACCGGAUACUAUGGACAGCCGCCCUAUGCUUACCCACCCUACGGCUAUGGCUACCAGGCGCCACCACCCGUUUACCAGCCUUAUUACGACAACGUUUUUGGCGUCUUCAAGAGCUAUCCCGGCGGUGGAUUCCCUGUGCGGUUCGAUUACAAUAAUCGCUGCUCGCGCAACUACAUUGGCAUCAAGCCGCAUCCCGACCAACAGCAGUACUACUACGUCUGUAAGCCCGACUGUGUAAUCUUCAGCAAGUGCCGCGGCCUUGAGAGCUUCAACGCCAGCAGCGGGCGCUGCGUGCAACACGUUCCACAGCACAGACCGGACCACAGGCCGCCGCAGUGCCAGAAGGAGGGCCGCUUCCCACAUCCCCACGACUGCAAGGUGUACUAUAGGUGCGACAAGAACCGGACGCAGCCUUGGCUUUUCGCCUGCCCGGCGGGCACCAUUUUCUCGCCGGUGGAGCGCAAGUGCUUGCCAGGCGACCAGUGCCCCUCGACGGAGAUAUCGGACAGUGGCAGCUAUAUCCCGCAGAACUGCGAGCUCAAGUUUCCCGAGUGCGCCGAGGAGGGCACGUUCCGCUCCCCGACGGACUGCGCCCUCUACUACACGUGUCGAUUGCAGGAAAGUGGCACCUAUCUGCAGACGCGAUUUAAAUGCCCCGGCAGCAAUAGCUUUGAUCUCGAGCGGAAGCUGUGUCGUCCCCGCAGUGAAGUCGACUGCUUUGACUUUGUUCCGGGACCCGUGCAGGUACCCUACGUUCCACAGCCCUACUAUCCACCCUAUCCAGCUGCACCGCCACUCUAUGAGGAGGACGACUACGAUACGGGAGCCAGGGACCAGCAGCCUGCCCUUAAGUCGGAAAAGCUUCAGGUGGCGCCGCAGGGCUUUGAAAAACCUUCAUUGAAUGUAGUGGUUUUGCAAACAAGCACCUCAACUACUUCGGAACCUUCAAAUGCCUAUCAUAAAUACCCCGCCUAUCCAUCGUAUCCCUCAUAUGAGUAUUCAUCGCACCAUCGCGGUAAGGAAACGGCUGCAGAAAACCUAGAGCUUAAGGAAGAGGGCGUUCCGCGCAAGCUUAAGCUCUCGGAGAACAUUGUCAUCCAGCCCGAAACGCCAGCGACUACAACUACCACUCGUGAACCUUUAAAUGAUACCAACAAAUAUCAAUACAAAAGAUACACCUAUGGUACAGCCAAAAACGAUGUCACGGAGGCUCCGGAAAUCAAAUCACCGUUAAAGGGCUUGCACCUUUCGCAAAAUAUUGUCAUUCUCCCUACAACUUCUACACCUGCGACUACCACAACUACGACUAAACCAGUGGUGCUUACAUGCCCUACCAUUCCAACACCAAAAACAACUCCCAAACCAAGCACAACUACUGCAGUCACAAAAUCAACGCCAAAAAUGUCAAGUACCGAACAGCAUAGCACAACGACCGCUAGAACCACUACUACUAAAAGACCAACAACUGUUAAUGAGAAAACCUCACCGGCUACCGAAAAGCCAAGGACUACUGUAGUGACAACAACGACUCAAAAACGCAGUACGACUACUCACAACACCUCACCAGAUACAAAAACAACAAUAAGAUCUACAACGCUUUCUCCGAAAACGACAACAACACCUUCCACAACAACUACGGUAAAAGUUACAACCCACAGGCCGAAAACGACUGCUCGGAAAACGUCAACAGCUUCUACUACUACCAAAAAAACAACAACUUCUCCCAAAACUACAAAGAGUACGGAGAUCCCAACUUCUACCACUUCUAAACUUUCCACAACAACCCAGAAAACAACUACUCACAAAUCUACUGCAGCAACAACUUCUACUGAGAAUCCAAAAACGACUACUGAGAAAACAUCAACAGUUUCUACUACCACUAAGAAAUCCACAGAAAGUUCCCCUAAGCCUACAAGCAGUACGGGAAAACCAAUUACCACUCCCAAACCUUCAACAAGAACGACACCAACGACAACUACAGUCACAGCCACUACUCAAAUAACAACAACGACCUCCUUGAGAUCCUCCACGGAAAGUACGUCCACUCAAACCCCAAAAACAACUUCACCUCAACCAACAAAAACGACGACUCGUACGGUUACUCCGAAAAUCUCAACAACAACAACGACCACAGAAAAGCCAAUAACUAGUAGUACUAAACCUACAACUACGACUCAGAACACGACAUCGACGGCUCCAAACACAACUAAAGUAACAAUCACUACGCAAAAAGAGACAACACCUACACAGAACACGUCAACAAACAGAUUUACUAGGAAAACAACAAGUAAUAAUCCAGAACCGACUAGUACCGAAAAACCUAUCACCUCGACGACUCCAAAACUUAUUACAACUACUCCGAAAACAUCAACAGUUGCAAUAAGCUCCGAAAAGACAACGAUUAGUUCUCCCAAGCCUACUACCGAAAAAAGUACCGAAAAUCCUACCACGAACUCUGUGAAAACAUCUGCGUUAACUAGCUCCACUCACAAAGCAACAAGUACUACAUCCGAACCGACUAAAACGACCCAAGAAAUAACAACGACUACUCCGAAGCCAACUUCUACUCAGGAACCUAUCACUACGCAAAAAGAGACAACACCUACACAGAACACCUCAACAACCAGAUUUACUAGGAAAACAACAAGUAAUAAUCCAGAACCGACUAGUACCGAAAAACCUAUCACCUCGACGACUCCAAAACUUAUUACAACUACUCCGAAAACAUCAACAGUUGCAAUAAGCUCCGAAAAGACAACGAUUAGUUCUCCCAAACCUACUACCGAAAAAAGUACCGAAAAUCCUACCACGAACUCUGUGAAAACAUCUGCGUUAACUAGCUCCACUCACAGAGCAACAAGUACUACAUCCGGACCGACUAAAACGACCCAAGAAAUAACAACGACGACUCCGAAGCCAACUUCUACUCAGGAACCAACAACUUCUACUCAAAAAGUAUCCACGGUUACUAUUACCACUAAAAAAGCCACGGAAAGUUCCCCGUUGACUACACUAAGCACGGAAGAACCAACUACAACUCCCAAACCAUUGACUACAACGACUCCAACGACAACUUCAGUGGCAGCCACUACUCGACUUACAACAACCACCAUUUCGGAAUCCACUACAGAAACUACGUCGACUCAAAAGCCAGAAAGUUCUAAGCCUACACCUACAACAAGGACGACUCCGAAGGCAACAACAGUGAUCGUUUCUACUCAAAAUCCAACAACGUCCACUUCGAAAACAUCUACGGUAACCAUAACCACACCAAAACCAAGUACAAGCACACAAAAGUCGACCACUACAACUCGGCAACCGACAUCAGUUACUGCAUCAACUACAAGUAUCGGAACCACGAGGAUUCCAACUACCACUACCCCGCAAAACUCCACUUCCUCGACUGAUUUGACCACUGUCACGCGACCGCCAUGUCCCGAUCCCGACUCCACCUCAGAUAAGAACACAAAUACUGCAUGCACACAAGAACUCCAACAAGUGAAUCUACUUGAACUACAAUCACCACAGAAACAAGAAGAACUCACCCACACACAAACCCACACAGCAUUAACCGGAAGUAGGAACACUUUAAGCGGGCAGGAAGUGCCGGACUACAUGGAUGAUGCACCGUCUUCCGCUGAGGCGGAAUCAGGGCAGGCAACGACAGCGAAGGCACCAACCAUGUCCACGCUGGCGGCGGCCCAUCUACUGCAAAAACUGUUCCACAUAAUCUCCACGACGCCGCCGAGCAGGGAGCAUGCUCCUACUCAGCGACCAUCCAGUCAGCCUUCUUCCAGCCAGCGCUCGCAGGGAGUGACCAUUGCCCAGAUGGCCAGGCAUAACCUAGCCACCUCUAAGCCCUUUAUCGCCCACUCCCUACGGCUCUCCAUCCAGCAGCUAGCCUCCACCCAGAAGCGCUCUAUCCCGCCCAAGACACUCGUUACGCACAACACCACUAAGGAGCCGGAGGACUCCGAGUACUACGAUAGUGAGACAUCGGAACAGUACGCGGACGAGGACAACGAAGUACUAGACAAAGCACAGCCAAAGGCUAUGUCCAGCACCACUGUGGCCGCAGUGCUCCCUGCUGCUCCGUCUACAACCACUGAGCGGGAGCCACAAAAAACAUCUUCCUCGCCAAGUCCGACCAAGACAACUCCCUCCACCACAGCCCAGCCGAUUGAGACGACAACUGGCGACCUAGAAUACGAUAGUUCCGGGGGCUCUGACUAUGUCAACGACGCGAAUGACAUUCCGAGCGGUGUAGCCACCAGCCUGGAGGCCAGGAAGAACUUCCUGCUCAGCCUCCUAAAGCAGCGCCUUACUCGAAUAGAACGAACAGAAUCGAAGAAGCCAAUGCCGGCUACGAGCACUUCCCCCAACACAGGUGCCCCUCAGACAACAAGCAGCAGUACAAGUCCUGCGUCCACCAUAAGCGAGAGCACUUCUUCGGUCACAAGUUUGACCGCAAGGUCAAGUCUGACUGCUAGUAAGCACUCAAGUCCAGAGGCACUUAGUCGGCAGAAAAGUUUGACAGCUCAGAGUGCGGAAUACUAUGAUGAGGACGAUGACUACAUGGAAGACGAACCCGCUGGUUCUUCUGAUGCUGAGAAAAAAGAGCGCGGCGAAGUCUUAAUAGCCGAGAAGCAACCAGCAGCCACCGCUAAGCGACACAUCGCACCUCCAUCCGAGCAGCCUCUUAGGCAGGCGAUGCUCAAUAUAUUAGCAACUAGAAGUGAGGAAAACGAAGUGGAUGUGAAAGCCACAUCCGACGGGCUGCAGUUUAGGAGAUUUGUAAGCAGGAAUAGUAAGAUUCCCACUGAAAGUCCUCCCAAUCGCGCAUCAAUUGUAGUUGCUGAGGCUCUAAGCCGAAGACUUGCCGACAACCUUGGGGAGCUUCCUUCAGGACCAACCGUACCACACACAUCUGAUGCGAAACCAAUCGCAUCAGUCAGUCAAACAACGAUACGAAGCAGAGAACCACAAACAGAAUCAUCUUCUCAAACACCACCAUCGACAUCUACAGAAACACCAGCGACACAAGCAACCCAAAAGCAUCGAACAGGCGAAGCCACACAGAGUACAUUAGAAAUAGUCACACAGACCACUCCAGAAUCAGCGCCACCAGCAACAACUGUGCCCGUCGCGGUGCGCCAGGAAGUGCUGUCGGUGAACAGCAGGCCCUGGUUGCUGGCGGCGCGCAACCAAACCGUCCACCUCACACCCAUCUCCUCCAUUGCCGCUCGAGCGCCAAGCAACCCAGUGAGCCACGCUAACCGUUCGAUCAAUCCACUAGUGUCCAGUCCCGAGGACCACUCCACGGAGAAGGUGCCGCAGCUCAUCGUUAAGGUGUACGAGCCCAUCGACCUGAAGAUAGUCUUCUGCCCGAAGUCGUGCGACCAGGACCACGACCACAAAUUCGACCCAGCUGAUAAUAUUAAGACGUCCAACUGCACGGGAGGCUGCGACGAGGAGGAGGAGCGGAUCCACAAGCAUGUCGACAUCCAGUGGAAGCCACUAGAGCUGACCGACAUCGCUGGCUUCCGCAACGCCGUGUAGAAACACAACGAGGCCCACGAAAUUCCCGUAAUGGCGUGUGAAAGGCGAUUGUUUCCAGUGAUCGGCUAGGGACGAACCAGGCGGAAUGAACUUGAAAUGGAAGCCAGAAACGCACUAAUGUCCUUCAACGACUGGACCGGCAAAUACCAAGUUCGCUGAUACAGUACCCCCACCCCAGCCCGCUUCCGCCCACUGUGGCGGUCUCAUGUGCGCGGCGACAAAGUUUUUAUUCCUUUGUUUAGAAUAAGCAUAAAUGCGCACGUGUUCCACCCGCUUUAGUGUGCGACAGAUUGGGAUGGACGGUGGCAAGGACGGUGACGGAGGCGGGGGCAGGACCCGUUAAAUUUUAAUGCGCCCGUAUCGAUAUGCGAGCAUGGUCCGCGCCAGCGUAAUCUAUAAAAGCGAAAAUCGCGUGACACCAUCGUGGGAUUCCUGUUCCUCCAACGUUGCCUGCGAAGUCUCGAUAAGCCAAUUGGCAUCUGGUGGUUAGUUGUCGGGCCAGGAGUGGCGCUGCAUCCUCACACCCGCUUACAGACUGCUCCCAGUCCAUGGGAGCUCGCCUAUGAAUAUCCCAUGAGCUCACGCACUUCAACAUCUGCGCGCACUUUGCAUAAAUUCGCAAUGUCGCAACUUCUAAUCAAUACCGCCGAAUGUGGGCGCAGUGCUCAGUGAGGAGUCCACUCGGAGGUUGUGGAAUCCGCCCAAUCGAAGCAAAAAACCAUAUAAUUGUUAAUACUGGAUAAUAUUGAGUUUUUCUUUUUACUGGAUUUUUCGAAUUUAGUAAUAAACGUAUGA
This is a messenger RNA of Drosophila mauritiana, 8528 nucleotides long. It is a transcript of the gene Mur2B, whose product is annotated as mucin-2. The transcript has 7 exons. Gene Ontology annotation, molecular function: chitin binding. The coding region runs from base 2067 to 7733 and encodes 1888 amino acids. Gene Ontology annotation, cellular component: extracellular region. The record is from RefSeq and is a predicted model, not a curated record. Lineage: Eukaryota; Metazoa; Arthropoda; Insecta; Diptera; Drosophilidae.